Penicillium macrosclerotiorum is the source of this 1197-nucleotide messenger RNA. RefSeq names its product phosphatase PAP2 family protein. Gene Ontology annotation, molecular function: inositol phosphoceramide synthase activity. The transcript has 3 exons. The record is from RefSeq and is a predicted model, not a curated record. Gene Ontology annotation, biological process: sphingolipid biosynthetic process; inositol phosphoceramide metabolic process. Bases 1 to 1197 code for a protein of 398 amino acids. Gene Ontology annotation, cellular component: inositol phosphoceramide synthase complex. NCBI's taxonomy places the organism in Eukaryota, Fungi, Ascomycota, Eurotiomycetes, Eurotiales, Aspergillaceae.
AUGUCGGCGCCCACGCCGACUCCCGACCACCCUGACCUGGGAAAACCUCAGUUCUCCUCCCACACUUGGCUGGAACCUCUGGUCGUAGUGAGCAUCAUGAUUGGCUCUUUGAUCCUCAACCGCCGGAAAAACUACGAUGUGUUUGGGGGAGAGAACAGCUCCAAAGCCGUCCCGACGUCACCUCGUGAGUUUGAGGACGAGGAAGACAGAGAACAGAAAGAGGUCUUCUGCGGCGUUCCAAUCAGAAUUCCGGACUCAUCGCGCUGGCGCAAUCACAUCCACAGCCGGAUUCUGUGGAAAUUCCCUUUCCUGGUGGAAAUGUUCUAUUGGAUUCUCAAUUAUCUCUUCUACUCCGUCACCAAGGCCACCUCGCAGUGGCUGCUUCCCGCGCAGGUCGGUGUCGUCGACGUCGCCCAGAACCACGCCAUUAGCAUCCUCAACUUCGAACAUGAGUCGUUCUUCCGAUUCUUCUUUCCUAUCCAGGAAUCCGAUUUCCAAUGGUUCUUCCUCUCCAACCAUCCUAAUAUCAUGACCUUUUUUAAUCGCAUCUACUCCCUCGUGCAUAUUCCCGGUACCGUCCUGUUCCUUUCCUGGUACUAUCACGAAGCGCCCAAUGCCAACACCUUCGCCCUGGCCCGUCGGACCAUGACGCUCGGGAACUUCCUCGCGUUCGCAACCUUCUGCGUCUAUCCUUGCAUGCCACCCCGACUGCUCCCCGAAUCCUUCAACUUCUACGACACUGUACGCCAGGAACAUGCCGAGAGCGUGUGGGUCGACAGCAAAUCAGUGAACCAGUUCGCCGCUAUGCCCAGUCUGCACUUCACCUACGCCUUUGUCAUUAGCUGCACCCUGCUCUACCACUCCGAGAUCCUGCGUCGCAUCCGUGGGAAGCCUGUACGAAAGUCCACCUUCAUGCAGUGUGUCUACGUCGCUCUAGCCGUCGCCUACUCCCUGCUUGUCCUCAGUGUAAUUGUCGCCACGGCCAACCACUACUGGCUGGAUGCCGUCAUGGCCAUGAUCUCCGUUUCUUUCUGUUUCUGUUUCAACCGCGUCCUACUGCUGCUGUUGCCGCUUGAGUACUGUUUCUGCUGGGUGCUCCGAUUGGCAAAGCCAGCGCCGAAUGUUGGUAAGCAGGUUGACGACAACGAUGCGGAUGCACACCGGUAUCGCCCGGUCUCGAAUUACGAGUAUGUGUGA